GCCGGGUAGCCGGGCCAUGCAGGGCGCCGAGCCGGCAAAGCUCUGCUGAGACUUGGCUCUGCGCGCCCAGGGGCGGCUGAUGCCCCCGGCGCUCCCCACUCCGCUUGCCGCAGCCAGGCCGCAUCUGCACGGGGCGCCGCGCGGCGGGGCCGACGCUGGGCCACAAUGCUGCUCGGGGCGUCUCUGGUGGGGGUGUUGCUGUUCUCCAGGCUGGUGCUGAAAUUGCCUUGGACCCAAGUGGGAUUCUCCCUGCUCUUCCUAUACCUGGGAUCCGGAGGCUGGCGCUUUGUGCGAAUCUUCCUCAAGACUGUAAGGCGUGAUGUCUUCGGCGGCAUGGUGCUCCUGAAGGUGAAGGCAAAGGUCCGGCGGUACCUGCGGGAGCGGCGGACAGUGCCCAUUUUGUUUGCCUCCACGGUACAGCGCCACCCUGACAAGAUAGCCUUGAUCUUUGAGGGCACAGACGACCACUGGACCUUCCGCCAGCUGGACGAGUACUCAAGCAGCGUGGCCAACUUCCUACAGGCUCAGGGCCUGGCCUCGGGAGACGUGGCUGCCCUCUUCAUGGAGAACCGCAAUGAGUUUGUGGGCCUGUGGCUGGGCAUGGCCAAGCUGGGCGUGGAGGCAGCCCUCAUCAACACCAACCUGCGGCGUGAUGCCCUGCGCCACUGCCUGACCAUGUCGCAGGCCAGAGUCCUCAUCUUUGGCAGUGAGAUGGCCCCAGCCAUCUGUGAAAUCCAUGCCAGCCUGGACCCCUCACUCAGCCUCUUCUGCUCCGGCCCCUGGGAGCCCAGCAUGGUGCCCGCCGGCACAAAGCACCUGGACCCCCUGCUGGCAGAUGCCCCCAAGCACCUUCCAAAGCACCCUGACAAGGGCUUCGUAGAUAAGCUCUUCUACAUCUACACGUCAGGCACCACAGGGCUGCCCAAAGCCGCCAUCGUGGUGCACAGCAGGUAUUACCGCAUGGCUGCCCUGGUGUACUACGGAUUCCGAAUGCGGCCCGACGACAUUGUCUACGACUGCCUGCCGCUCUACCACUCAGCAGGAAACAUUGUGGGAAUUGGGCAGUGCCUGCUCCAUGGUAUGACGGUGGUGAUCCGGAAGAAGUUCUCAGCCUCCCGGUUCUGGGAUGAUUGUAUUAAAUACAACUGCACAAUUGUGCAGUACAUCGGAGAGUUGUGCCGGUACCUCCUGAACCAGCCACCCCGGGAGGCAGAGCACCAGCACCGGGUGCGCAUGGCUCUCGGCAACGGCCUCCGCCAGUCCAUCUGGACCGACUUCUCUAGCCGUUUCCACAUCCCCCAGGUGGCCGAGUUCUACGGGGCCACCGAGUGUAACUGCAGUGUGGGCAACUUCGACAGCCAGGUUGGGGCUUGUGGUUUCAACAGCCGCAUCCUGUCCUUCGUGUACCCUAUCCGGCUGGUGCGAGUCAACGAGGACACCAUGGAGCUGAUCCGGGGGCCCAAUGGCCUCUGCCUUCCCUGCCAGCCAGGUGAGCCAGGCCAGCUCGUGGGCCGCAUCAUCCAGCAGGACCCCCUGCGGCGCUUCGACGGCUACCUCAACCAGGGUGCCAACAAUAAGAAGAUCGCCAAUGAUGUUUUCCGAAAGGGGGACCAGGCCUACCUCACCGGUGACGUGCUGGUGAUGGACGAGCUGGGCUACCUGUACUUCCGAGACCGCACGGGAGACACGUUCCGCUGGAAAGGCGAGAACGUGUCCACCACCGAGGUGGAGGGCACGCUCAGCCGCCUCCUGGACAUGGCCGACGUGGCAGUGUACGGUGUCGAGGUGCCAGGAACCGAGGGCCGGGCUGGAAUGGCGGCCGUGGCCCACCCUGCUGGCAGCUGUGACCUGGAGCACUUUGCACAGCUCCUGGAGAAGGAGCUGCCCCUGUACGCGCGCCCCAUCUUCCUGCGCUUCCUGCCUGAGCUGCACAAAACGGGGACCUUCAAGUUACAGAAGACAGAGCUGCGGAAGGAAGGCUUUGACCCGUCAGUUGUGAGAGACCCACUGUUCUACCUGGAUGCCCGGAAGGGCCGCUACGUCCCGCUGGACCCAGAGGCCUACACCCGCAUCCAGGCAGAUGAGGAAUCUGAGGCUCAGGGAGGCAAAGUCUCGCCAAAGACCCCAGAGCCUGUGAGCGCUGGGAGGCCAUCUGCAACAGCUUGGGGGAGGCUCGAAGGAGCCGGCCCCAAGCAUUCCCGGAGGUCCUGCCGCCCUCGGGACAGGCAAGUGGCCGCCUGGGCCAGUGCUUGGAGUAUCACUUUCAGUUCCUGGGAAGAAGGUUAAAUACCUCCGAGGGGCCCAUUGAGGAGGUGGCGGCAAGGGAGGCGGUAACCAAGUGACUUUCAAAGGGGCCUGAAUGCGUGGCGGGCCCCUCCCCCAGAGGAGGGGGCCCUGCUUCCUCCCAGCCUAAUGAUAUUCUGGGCUCAGCCCUCGUCUUUGGCGGCAGUUUAACCCGAGCCGGGGCGGAUUUCUUUCUCACUGAUCUCAGCUUGACACCCAAUUAGCACAAGAAUGGGAGGAGGAAGCCUGCGAGAGGCGCCUCCCAGCCUCCCGGGGCGCACGGGGGGAGCAGGCUGGAGACAAAGGGCAGCAGGCAGGGGGGCACCCGCGCCCUCGCCUCCCCCGCAGACCCCGCCUUUGUCUCCCUAGGAGCUUCUGAGGAGACGGAGGCCGCCGCCCGGGCUGGCUGGCCUGCUGGAGGAGACGGGAUGGGGCCCAAGCCCCUCUUCUGCGUGGAUGCCCGGGGAGGGCAUCUGGGUGAGCCUGACCCAAUGGGAAGCAGUGAGGCUCAGUGAUGCUGAAAGCGCUGCGACCUGGGGUUGAAGCCUGACACUUAGGGGCCAUGGGCAAUCCACUGGUUCUGAGCCUCAGUUUUUCUCAUUUGAAAAAUGGGGCUAAUCGUAGUCUCUGAGCAGUCAGGUAGUGCAUGUAAAGCACCUGGCCUCCAUCUGCAGGUGCAGGUGCAUCUUGCAGGUGCAAGAUGGGCAUUCAAUAAAUACUUUUUUAAAAUACA
Suricata suricatta (meerkat) is the source of this 3016-nucleotide messenger RNA. It is a transcript of the gene SLC27A4, whose product is annotated as solute carrier family 27 member 4. Gene Ontology annotation, biological process: very long-chain fatty acid catabolic process; long-chain fatty acid import into cell; response to nutrient. The coding region runs from base 166 to 2286 and encodes 706 amino acids. The transcript has 14 exons. The record is from RefSeq and is a predicted model, not a curated record. Lineage: Eukaryota; Metazoa; Chordata; Mammalia; Carnivora; Herpestidae. Gene Ontology annotation, cellular component: plasma membrane; endoplasmic reticulum membrane; microvillus. Gene Ontology annotation, molecular function: long-chain fatty acid transmembrane transporter activity; long-chain fatty acid-CoA ligase activity.